ACAUUUGGUCGCAAUCUAUGUCCACAUUAUGUCCAAUCGGGUGCUGAAGAAACUGUACGGAGAUAGCGAUGGGUUGAUCGGGACGGCAGAGUCGGCCGCCGCCACAGCACCGGUAGCCCCGCCGCCGGUGGACAGCCAUCUGAGCCCCGCGUCGGACAGCGAUUCGCUCAAUAAUGACAGCAAUAGUAGGCCGUCGAUGGCCCGCAAGACCAAGAAGUUGGCCAUCAAUCGCUUUGAAUUAUUGAAUAAUUUGGACCAAAACUCGAUGUCGGAUACGGAGGCCAAGGAGGACGACGACAAAGACAACGAUUCGGUGCGCAAUUGGUUGCCUCCGGCGACGGCAGCGGCCACUGUGACCGAGAAGUGUCGGCUCGAGAAGCAGGACUCGACGCAGAGCACCGACAGCCUGAAGAAGCGCCGCAAGAAGAAGAAGAAGAUCCGGUCGCAGAAGUCACUCGAAGGACAACUGGACGCCCAGAAUGGCGGCGACGACGAGGACGACGUGGACGGCGCCAUACAAGAGGUGAACAAACUGUUGGGCAACUGUCAGCAGCUCGAGGCGAGAGCUGCCGGCGCCUCAGGCGAGAGUCGGGACAAACAACCGGCGCCCAAGAAGUCGGUGAUCUGUGUGGAGGCGAGACAUUUGAAUCCCGAGAACGAGAUGAAGAGGAUAUUCGGCUCGAAAGUCAUACAACAGGCCGAGCUGUCGGCCGCCGGCGCCGCGGCUAACCGUAGGCGCGCCGGUAGGCACCGGCACAGCAUAAGCCGGGCGUGGAUUCUCGUGAACCCGAAGAACUGGCAGAGUGUCGGCAAAUGCGGUAUUAGUAUGGAGUGCGCCGACAGGGGCGCCACGGCUGGCGACGCCAUGCGCUUCAACAUCGUUCACAACAAGAGCUACCAAUCCGUUCAGUUCAUGUUUAUGGACGCCGUCGAGAGCUAUAACCCGGACAAUUUGGUGGCCAUUCUGAACGCCCACCCCUACCAUAUCGAUACACUCAUCCAAUUUAGCGAUGUCUGCAAAAUGGCUGAAGACAAUCAAAUGGCCGCCGAACUCAUCGAGCGAGCCCUGUAUUGCAUCGAACAUAUAUUUCAUCCGCUGUUUAACGUGACUCAAGCCAACUGUCGGCUGGACUACCGGCGCCCCGAGAACCGAGCUUUUUAUAUCGCGCUGUUUAAGCACCUGUCGUUUGUGGGCCAACGGGGCUGCAAUCGCACGGCCCUCGAGUUCUGCAAAUUAAUACUCGGUCUGGACCCGGAAGGCGAUCCCCUAUCCGUGCUCCUGAUGAUAGACUUCUAUGCGCUGCGGUGCGAGCAAUACGACUAUCUCGUGCACCUGUACGAGGAAUGGGAGGCCACGAAAAAGUUGUCGCUGUUUCCUAACUUUCGCUACUCGACGGCGUUAGCCCUGUACUACAUGUCCCUUAAGGCGCCCGAAUGGGUCGAUAAGGCGGACCAGUGGCUGCAGGAGGCGUUGAUUAUGUUCCCGGGGGUUCUGUUGGCCUUACUCGACAAGUGUAGCGUAGAACCGGACCCCCAGGUGUCUAAAUGUGAUUACUUCCGCACCGCUCAAUACCAGUCGACGCAAGCCAUCGCACAGUUGACUGUCCUAUACAUCGGUCGCACAUAUCUGUUGUGGAAAGAUAAGAGUGUCAUGUCGUGGCUCGAGAGGAAUGUACGACAAGUGAUGCAUAGAGUGGCGGCGAAUGAUCCGUUUGUCGCCGUCUGCAACGAUAGGUAUCCGAUAACUACCGACACCCAGACGCCAGGCGCCGCGGCCUCCGAUCAGGGGUUGUUGAGUGUGUUCUUGAGGUCAUGGCUGCCGGACUUCAACGCCGAAGAGUUGGGUAUCGGCGGCGGCGGUGGUGCCGGCGCUAGGAAUCGAGCCAUGGGUCGAGUGGAGCGCCAGUUGGACAACGACGCGGCUGCCGGUGCUGUGGGCGGCGGCAAUAGGAGAGCACCGGGCGAUACGAAUGACUUGAGACGAAGUGUUACGUCGCUGUUGGACGCCAUGAGGGAUCUGUUGAGUAAUAUACAUAUGGCUGACGUCCCCAAUGAGGGCGACGUGUCCAGUGAGGACAACGAGGACGACCAUCACCAGCACCACCACCAACAGCGCCCACCGAACGCCCCCGUCCAAAUCAGUGCACAUACACAACAACACGUGGUGUUUCUCCCGAUGGCUUUCCGGUGCAUCAAUGCCUACCAUUUGAGCGACAAAUUCGUGCGGAAAGCCUUACUUAACCCCUCAGCCACUCAACACUACGUACGUAUACCCCCUCUCUCGGGUGCGGGCAGGGGUUACCCGCCCCCUCCAUCCCUCGCAGUGAAGCGAAACCUACGGCUCUUAGAGUCGACACACUUUUUGCCCAAAUUUAACGACUUGUUGAACGAGUUUCGGGUGUAUUUGUGCGCUAAGGGGGCGCCUCCUAAGGGCUUCGAGAAGUUCUUUGAGCCCAACGGGAGUCGCGCCAUGGCGGCGGGGCUACCGGACGGCUCGUAUUUAGCGGAAUUCCUAUUGGAAAAGGGCUAUGAUGUGCACGGAAUCAUACGGCGGUCCAGUAGUUUCAAUACGGGACGCAUACAGCACCUGUACGACGACCCCUACACCCAUCAAGGGGGCUCCAUGCGCUUACAUUACGGCGAUAUGACGGACAGCUCGUGUUUAGUGAAGAUCAUACACGACAUCCGGCCCACAGAGAUCUACAACCUGGCCGCCCAGUCCCACGUCAAGGUGUCGUUCGACCUGAGCGAGUACACGGCCAACGUGGACGCCCUGGGCACCCUGCGCAUACUGGACGCCAUACGCACGGCCGGACUCGAGCCCACUGUCCGCUUCUAUCAGGCGUCCACUUCGGAACUGUACGGCAAAGUGCAGCAAAUACCGCAGACAGAGACCACACCAUUCUAUCCGCGUUCGCCGUACGGUGUAGCCAAACUGUACGGCUAUUGGAUUGUCGUCAACUAUCGCGAGGCGUACAACAUAUUCGCGGUGAACGGCAUACUAUUCAACCACGAGAGCCCCCGUAGGGGCGAGACGUUUGUCACGCGUAAGAUCACCCGAUCGGUGGCCAAGAUCUCGCUGAACGAGAUGGACCACUUUGAGCUUGGUAACCUGGACGCCCGACGCGACUGGGGUCACGCCAGGGACUACGUGGAGGCCAUGUGGCUGAUGCUGCAACAGGAUGUGCCCCAGGAUUAUGUCAUAUCGACGGGCGAAGCGCAUUCAGUCCGCGAGUUUGUCGAGUUAGCCUUCAAACGCAUUGGACGCACCAUUGUGUACGUAUGGGAAGGAAGCGGUGUUAACGAAGUGGGAAAGGAGUUGGAGUCGGGUGUUGUUCGCGUGAGAGUCAAUCAAAAGCAUUUCCGUCCGGCUGAAGUGGUGAGUCCUACCAGUCCUACCAAUCCUGUCCAUUAUAUUGUCAACAAUAAGAGGGUGGAUAUCGAUAGCACAUACAAAAACACACACAUUUUUUGAUGACUACUAGUGCUAUAGAAAUGGAACCAAUUUAGUGGC
Molecule: messenger RNA, 3514 nt
Organism: Oppiella nova
Lineage: Eukaryota; Metazoa; Arthropoda; Arachnida; Sarcoptiformes; Oppiidae
Source: the annotation of a GenBank genome assembly